Molecule: messenger RNA, 1119 nt
Organism: Myotis daubentonii (Daubenton's bat)
Lineage: Eukaryota; Metazoa; Chordata; Mammalia; Chiroptera; Vespertilionidae
Gene: DMRT1
Product: doublesex and mab-3 related transcription factor 1
Biological process (GO): sex differentiation; regulation of transcription by RNA polymerase II
Cellular component (GO): nucleus
Molecular function (GO): RNA polymerase II cis-regulatory region sequence-specific DNA binding; DNA-binding transcription factor activity, RNA polymerase II-specific
Source: RefSeq, a predicted model, not a curated record
AUGCCCAACGACGACGCAUUCAGCAAGCCCUCGGCCCCGUCGGAGCCCCCGCACGGCCCCGGGGCACCGCCGCAGGGCAAGGCCGGGGGCUUCGGCAAAGGGGCCGGGGCGCUGCUGGGAACCUCCGGCGCCGGAGGCAGCGGCGGCGGCGGCUCGGGGGCGACCGGCACGGGUGCCGGGAGCAAAAAGUCUCCGCGGCUGCCCAAGUGCGCGCGAUGCAGGAACCACGGCUACGCGUCGCCGCUCAAGGGCCACAAGCGCUUCUGCAUGUGGCGGGACUGCCAGUGCAAGAAGUGCAACCUGAUCGCCGAGAGGCAGCGCGUGAUGGCCGCGCAGGUGGCCCUGAGAAGGCAGCAGGCCCAAGAGGAGGAACUGGGCAUCAGCCACCCCAUCCCGCUGCCCAGUGCGACCGAGCUGCUGGUCAAGAGAGAGAACAACGGCGGCAGCGCGUGCCUGAUGACCGAGAGCGGCAGCUCCGCGCCGCCGCCCCCGCCGCUGCCUCCGACGCCGGUGGGCGCCCCCGCCAACGGGCGGAUGGUCAUCCAGGAUAUUCCUGCUGUCACCAGCAGAGGGCACGUGGAGAACGCACCUGACCUGGUUUCAGACUCCACCUACUACAGCAGCUUCUAUCAGCCGUCUCUGUUUCCGUACUACAACAACCUGUACAACUAUCCGCAGUACCCCGUGGCCUUGACUGCUGAAUCUCCUUCCGGGGACAUGGGAAACCCCCUUGGGGGAUCCCCGGUGAAGAACAGCCUUCGCAGCCUCCCGGCACCUUAUAUGCCUGGUCAGACAGGAAACCAGUGGCAGCCGAUGAAAACCUCAGAGAACCGCCACCCUGUGGGUUCCCAGUACAGGAUGCAUUCGUACUACCCAGCUCCCUCCUACCUGGGCCAGAGCGUGUCCCAGAUCUUCACUUUUGAGGAUGGCCCUCCCUACCCGGAAACCAAAGCGAGCGUCUUCUCGCCCCCCAGCAGUCAAGAUUCGGGCUUGGUCUCCCUCUCCAGCAGCUCUCCCAUUAGCAACGAGAGCACAAAGGGAGUGCUUGAAUGUGAGCCCGCCUCCGAGCCCAGCAGCUUUGCGGUCACUCCCGGCAUCGACGACGACGACGACGAGUGA